Bombina bombina (fire-bellied toad) is the source of this 4027-nucleotide messenger RNA. RefSeq names its product potassium voltage-gated channel subfamily B member 2 (gene KCNB2). The transcript has 3 exons. The record is from RefSeq and is a predicted model, not a curated record. NCBI's taxonomy places the organism in Eukaryota, Metazoa, Chordata, Amphibia, Anura, Bombinatoridae. Gene Ontology annotation, molecular function: delayed rectifier potassium channel activity; protein binding. Bases 1114 to 3807 code for a protein of 897 amino acids. Gene Ontology annotation, biological process: protein homooligomerization; potassium ion transmembrane transport. Gene Ontology annotation, cellular component: voltage-gated potassium channel complex; membrane.
AUUUUGUAAAGAACACACCAUGUUGGUGAAGUAUGUGAACUGUGUGCAGCCUUUUAAUGUAUUGUAAUAUCAUUUUCAGAAUUGUAAGUCAGAAGUUAAUGUGUUUUAUGCAUAGGGCUGAAGGGUUAAAAUGAACUUAGGUUGUAUAGGUGAUUAAAGCUGAACAGGUGACCUGUCUGUCAAUACAAACAUAUUAAACCUGUAUAGUACACCCCUUUCUGGCAGUCAUGGAGUUAAAAGCUGUGUUGCCAUGUUAUGCUUGUAUUACUUCAGGACAGUGAUUGGAUACAUGAAAACUGCUCUCAUAAUUAUGUUUUAAAGAGUUACAUAGCAGAGGGGUUAAUAGCUGUUCUCAGAAUAGGAAUCCCCCAGCCCCCUCCUCCCUCUGCUCCUUCUCCUCGGGAUUUCUUGGCUUUGAUGAAGAGCACUUGCCGAUCUGUUGCUGCUGUCCUUGGUGAUGCAGAGCUCAAUCCAAUUAGCUUUCACCUCUAGAGCCUCUGAGCCAGCUUGUGGGGGAUCCAGCCCGGACUAUCCCUGGUGAAGGAGAGUUCUGUACUCGUGUGAUAGUGGCAGUGGGCUAUAUUCUAUUCCACUUGAAAAGCCUAUCACAGAAUUUAUCUACAAAGUCUCUAUAGGUGCAUCUGCUGAACUGCCUUCCAUUCCACAGUGCACAUCCGCAGCACACAGCCGCCCAUCUCAUUGCAUGUAAGGGAUGUUGCACACGACAUGCAGCUGAUCACAAGUACAACCCAUCUCUCCUCCAUGGCUUUACUGACACUUUAUUAUUUCAGAUACUGUUUGCUGCUUUAGACUUGUUGAACUCUGGAUCUGUCUAACAUAUUGGGAUGGAAGAGAUGGGACAAAACAAAAACUGGCAGUACAGUGUGAAAACUCUUCUGAACAUCAUCUAAUAGCACCACCCUUGUAGAAAAGAUGCACCCAAUCUACCUGUGCGUGUCAAGCUUAUGUUCAUGCAGAACUGGAUCAUUCUGAACAAGGUCAAGAAAGGUUUUAUCCAUCUUACGUGGCACUUGCCUAUAUAUCAUCAUCUCAUCUAUUUUUCCCAUGACUGUUGAUUGAGAAUUUUGAGAUAGCUGCCAUAUUUUCUACAACAUGGCAGAAAAAGCACCGCCAGGGCUCAACAGGAAAAUAUCAAGGUCAACUUUAUCCCUUCCUCCAGAGCCUGUGGAGAUAAUAAGAAGCAAGGCAUGUUCACGAAGAGUGAAAAUAAACGUAGGGGGUUUGAAUCAUGAAGUGUUGUGGAGAACUUUAGACAGACUUCCAAGGACUAGAUUAGGAAAACUAAGAGAUUGCAACACCCAUGAAUCUCUGCUGGAAGUAUGCGAUGACUAUAAUCUUAAUGAGAAUGAGUAUUUUUUUGACCGACAUCCUGGAGCUUUUACAUCUAUUUUGAAUUUCUAUAGGACAGGGAAAUUACAUAUGAUGGAAGAGAUGUGCGCUCUGUCAUUUGGUCAGGAACUUGAUUACUGGGGAAUUGAUGAGAUAUAUUUGGAGUCAUGUUGUCAGGCAAGAUAUCAUCAAAAGAAAGAACAGAUGAAUGAGGAGCUGAGGAGAGAAGCAGAGACACUAAGAGAGCGAGAAGGAGAAGAAUUUGAUAACACAUGCUGUCCAGAUAAACGGAAAAAGCUAUGGGACUUGCUGGAAAAACCUAAUUCAUCAGUAGCGGCAAAGAUAUUGGCAAUCAUAUCGAUCUUAUUUAUUGUUCUAUCAACAAUUGCAUUAUCACUGAACACACUACCUGAGUUGCAAGAAACAGAUGAAUUUGGACAACCAAAUGACAACCCUCAGCUUGCUCAUGUUGAAGCUGUAUGUAUUGCCUGGUUCACAAUGGAGUAUCUUUUGCGUUUUCUUUCUUCACCAAAUAAAUGGAAGUUUUUUAAGGGCCCAUUGAACAUCAUCGAUUUAUUGGCCAUCUUACCCUACUAUGUCACCAUUUUCCUGACAGAAUCAAACAAAAGUGUUCUUCAAUUUCAAAAUGUUAGACGCGUUGUUCAAAUAUUCCGUAUUAUGAGGAUACUGCGUAUCCUGAAGCUAGCCAGACAUUCAACUGGCCUUCAGUCUCUAGGGUUUACUCUUAGAAGGAGUUAUAAUGAACUGGGAUUAUUGAUAUUAUUUUUAGCAAUGGGAAUUAUGAUAUUUUCCAGUUUAGUUUUCUUUGCUGAAAAAGAUGAGGAUGCAACAAAGUUUACUAGUAUACCCGCAUCAUUUUGGUGGGCUACCAUAACAAUGACCACUGUUGGCUAUGGAGACAUUUACCCUAAAACAUUAUUGGGUAAAAUAGUUGGGGGACUUUGUUGCAUUGCUGGAGUACUUGUAAUAGCAUUACCAAUACCAAUUAUUGUAAAUAAUUUCUCAGAGUUCUAUAAGGAACAGAAAAGGCAAGAAAAGGCAAUAAAGAGGAGAGAGGCACUUGAAAGAGCUAAACGGAAUGGAAGUAUUGUGUCCAUGAAUCUUAAAGAUGCAUUUGCUCGCAGCAUGGAACUGAUCGAUAUUGUUGUAGAUAAAACAGGAGAGGAAACUAGUAAAACAGAAAAAACUAAUGAUAAUCAUUUAUCUCCUAGUCGAUGGAAAUGGGCAAGAAGGACAAUGUCUGAAACAAGCUCAAACAAAUCAUUUGACAAUAAGUAUCAGGAGGUUAGUCAACAUGAUUCACAAGAACUGUUGAACAAUUCAUCUUCUAGCCCUCAGCAUCUCAGUGCACAAAAACUAGAAGAGCUCUAUAAUGAAAUAACAAAAGCUCAGUCACAUCCAAGUGUCAAUUCAGUCUACAUUGAACAGUCUGCUAUCCCACCAGCAUAUGAGGAAGAAAUAGAAAUGGAAGAGGUUUCCUCAAAUAGAAAUCAACUUUCGGUAGCUCGUAGGGAUGUAGUAACUGAUAUGAGAAGUGUUUCCAGCAUUGACAGCUUUACAAGUUGUGCAACAGAUUUUACUGAAACAGAAAGAUCUCCUCUCACACCAUUCCCUCAUCUUGAAAUUAGGUUCCCAUCAUACACUGUGUCUGAGGAAGGUAGUCAGAACAUUAAAGUCUCUCAUUUCUUGCCACGUUCAAAAUACACAAGUUUUGCUCCCAAAGAUGUAACGUUUGAAUAUAAGUUAUCUGAAAAUACUGUGAAAAAUGAUAAUGGAAACCCUCAAAUUUCUAUGCAAGAUCAAACUGGGAAUGAAAUUGAAAGUCCUCAAAGUUCAUUGAACAUUAACAAUCCACUUAAAACAAAACCUUUGAAAGUUAACUUCAAAGAAACAAAAGGUAAUUUCCAACCACCACAAACCAGUAUUACAAGUCCAACACCAGUAAAUACAGUAGAGCAUCCUUUGUACACCCAUCUUCAACUAAGUACACUUUUCCUUCAUGAUUUUCCAGCCCAGGACCAAUCAUCAAAGCCACAAACUGAAGGACAAAAUGUACUUCCCAAAACAUCUCCAUCUCGUAAUCCAAAAUUUUUUGCACUCACUUCAAAAAAGAGAAGCAGUUUUACUGAAAUAGAUACAGAAGAUGAAGACUUCUUGCAAAUUUGUGGCACAAAAAAUGAUACUCAGGAGAAAAUCAAGACAAACUGCAUUGAGGAAAAAUCUGAUGGAAAUCACAUAACAGCUGAAAGUGCGGUAGUCUCACCACCAAAAAACAUAAGUCAAAACUGUACUCAGGACAUUUAUCUUGCAGCAGAUGACACAACGCAGGACAAUAACCAGGAAGAUAGUAAAGUGGAAAAUCACCUAUCCAUUCCCGAAAUCCACUCAGAUACUGGGGAAACAGGGUAUUGUCAAACACGUGAAACCAGCAUGUGACUAGCUGUAAAAGCAAUAAUGACUUUUUUCUUAAAAGCACUAAGGUUGGUAACGCCUGUGAACUAAAAAAAUAAAUAAGAAAAGCCUCAAAGAAGUAUAUAAACUAUUCAUUUUGCAUGGCAUGAAGGAUUGUUUAGUUUAAAUAGUACAGGAACUACCUUUUGUAACAAAAUAUAAAAUGAUUCAACAGCGGUGUGUAAUAAAGAAAGGUCUAUUGAGA